AUGGCUUCUUCGGAAGCCGAUUCCCGCCUCAGCCAUGUCAUCGUCCCCGCUCUCGAGAAAAUCCUUAAGAACGCAUCAUGGCGAAAGCAUGCUAAACUCGCUCACGAGUGUAAAUCAGUAAUCGAAAACCUCACAUCGCCGCAGAAGCUCCAAUCGCCGACUUCCGAAGCUACUGCAUCCGACGCCGGUGAACCAGAGGCUUCGGUACCUGGACCGCUCCACGACGGUGGUCCUGUCGAGUAUACUUUGGCCGAUUCCGAAUCGGUCCUAUCUCCUCUUAUCAACGCCGCCGGCUCCGGCGUAUUGAAGAUCGCCGAUCCCGCCGUCGAUGCUAUUCAGAAACUCAUUGCCCUUGGAUACCUCCGGGGUGAGGCGGACGCCGCCGGAGAAUGUCCUGAGUCGAAGUUUCUGGCGAGCCUGAUCGAAUCUGUGUGCAAAUGCCAUGACCUAGGCGACGACGCCAUGGAACUUUUGGUACUGAAGACGCUCUUGUCUGCGGUAACUUCAAUUUCGCUUAGAAUUCAUGGUGAUUGCUUGCUUUUGAUUGUGAGAACAUGUUAUGAUAUUUAUCUCGGUAGUAAGAAUGUGGUGAAUCAAACAACGGCUAAGGCAUCGUUGAUUCAGAUGCUGGUGAUUGUGUUUAGAAGAAUGGAGGCAGAUUCGUCUACUGUUCCAAUUCAGCCUAUUGUCGUGGCUGAAUUGAUGGAUCCAGUGGAAAAAUCUGACGUUGAUAGUUCCAUGACACAGUUCGUGCAGGGUUUUAUAACCAAAAUAAUGCUGGAUAUAGAUGGGGUUUUGAAUCCCUCGGGGACACCGAGUAAGGCUGCGGCACUGACUCAUGAUGGUGCGUUUCAGACCACUGCGACCGUGGAGACCACGAAUCCGGCAGAUUUGUUGGAUUCAACUGAUAAGGACAUGUUGGAUGCUAAGUAUUGGGAGAUCAGUAUGUAUAAGACAGCAUUGGAGGGGAGGAAAGGGGAGCUGGUGGAUGGGGAGGUGAUGGAGAGGGAUGAUGAUUUGGAGAUUCAGAUUGGGAAUAAGCUGAGGAGGGAUGCUUUUCUGGUGUUCAGGGCACUUUGUAAAUUGUCUAUGAAGACACCCCCUAAGGAAGCCUCUGCUGAUCCCCAGUUGAUGAAGGGGAAGAUCGUGGCUUUGGAAUUGUUGAAAAUUUUGUUGGAGAAUGCUGGAGCUGUCUUCAGAACUAGCGAAAGGUUUUUGGGUGCCAUCAAGCAGUACUUAUGCCUAUCAUUGUUGAAGAACAGUGCUUCAACUCUUAUGAUUGUAUUUCAGCUAUCAUGCUCCAUCUUCAUUAGUCUGGUGUCAAGAUUUAGAGCUGGAUUGAAAGCAGAAAUUGGAGUGUUUUUUCCCAUGAUUGUUCUCAGGGUUCUUGAAAAUGUUGCUCAACCUAAUUUUCAGCAAAAGAUGAUAGUGCUUCGUUUUCUAGAGAAACUUUGUCUUGAUUCACAGAUAUUGGUAGACAUUUUUAUCAACUAUGACUGUGAUGUCAAUUCAUCAAACAUAUUUGAGAGGAUGGUCAACGGACUUCUUAAAACCGCCCAAGGUGUCCCUCCUGGUGUAACAACCACAGUUUUGCCGCCUCAAGAGGCAACUCUAAAACUUGAAGCCAUGAAAUGCUUGGUUGCUGUUUUAAAAUCAAUGGGAGACUGGAUGAAUAAACAAAUGCGCAUUCCCGAUCCUCAUUCAGGCAAGAAAGUUGAAGCAGUUGAUAAUGGCCAUGAACCUGGAGAUUUUCCCAUGGCAAAUGGGAACGGAGAAGACCUGGUUGAAGGAUCAGAUACUCAUUCUGAACUCUCGAAUGAGGCGUCUGAUGUUUCUACUAUCGAGCAACGCCGGGCUUAUAAACUAGAACUUCAGGAAGGUAUAUCACUUUUUAAUAGGAAGCCAAAGAAAGGAAUUGAGUUUCUCAUCAAUGCCAACAAAGUGGGUAACUCACCGGAGGAAAUAGCUGCUUUUCUUAAAGAUGCAUCUGGGUUGAACAAGACUUUGAUUGGUGAUUAUCUUGGAGAAAGGGAAGAUUUAUCUUUGAAAGUAAUGCAUGCCUACGUGGAUUCUUUUGAUUUUCAAGGGAUGGAGUUUGAUGAGGCAAUCAGGAUGUUUCUUCAAGGCUUUAGACUGCCUGGUGAGGCACAGAAAAUUGAUCGAAUCAUGGAAAAGUUUGCAGAACGUUAUUGCAAAUGUAAUCAAAAAGUAUUUUCUAGUGCUGAUACAGCAUAUGUCCUUGCUUAUUCUGUGAUAUUGUUGAAUACUGAUGCUCACAAUCCUAUGGUGAAGAAUAAGAUGUCUGCUGAUGAUUUCAUAAAAAACAACCGUGGCAUAGAUGAUGGAAAAGAUCUACCAGAGGAAUACUUGAGGUCAUUGUUUGAGAGAAUAUCUAGAAAUGAAAUCAAAAUGAAAGAUGUUGAUCUGGAACACCAACAAAUACAGGCAGUGAAUCAAAACAAACUAUUAGGCUUGGAUAGUAUAUUGAAUAUUGUGAUCCGUAAGCGUGGGGAAGACAGUCAUAUGGGGACCAGUGAUGAUCUAAUCCGUCGUAUGCAAGAAGAAUUCAGGGAAAAAGCUCGCAAAACUGAGUCCAUCUAUUAUGCAGCAACUGAUGUAGUAAUCCUUAGAUUCAUGAUCGAGGUGUGUUGGGCACCAAUGUUGGCUGCUUUUAGUGUUCCUCUUGACCAAAGUGAAGAUGAAAUUGUAACAGCCCUAUGUCUUGAAGGCUUCCGCUAUGCUAUUCAUGUUACAUCUGUAAUGUCGAUGAAGACACAUCGAGAUGCUUUCGUAACUUCAUUAGCGAAGUUUACCUCUCUCCAUUCUCCUGCUGAUAUUAAGCAGAAAAAUGUAGACGCAAUCAAGGCGAUAGUUACUAUUGCCGAUGAAGAUGGGAAUUACUUACAAGAAGCUUGGGAGCAUAUUUUGACCUGUGUUUCCCGAUUUGAGCAUCUACAUCUUCUCGGAGAGGGGGCUCCACCAGAUGCCACUUUCUUUGCUUUUCCUCAGAAUGAUUCUGAAAAAGUAAAGCAAACUAAAUCAACUAUUCUUCCGGUUUUGAAGAAGAAGGGACCUGGGAGGAUGCAGUAUGCAGCUGCCACUUUGAUGCGGGGUUCAUAUGAUAGUGCUGGAAUUGGCAGUAAUGCUGCCGGAACUAUCACAUCAGAACAGGUGAACAGUCUAGUUUCUAAUUUGAAUAUGUUGGAACAAGUUGGAAGCUCAGAAAUGAAUCGAAUAUUCACGCGGAGUCAAAAGUUGAAUAGCGAGGCCAUAAUAGACUUUGUUAAGGCUUUAUGCAAGGUCUCCAUGGAGGAACUGAGAUCUCCAUCUGAUCCGCGGGUUUUCAGCCUUACAAAGAUAGUCGAGAUUGCGCACUAUAAUAUGAACCGUAUCCGGCUAGUGUGGUCAAGCAUCUGGCAUGUUCUUUCAGAUUUCUUUGUAAGCAUUGGUUGUUCAGGAAACCUUUCGAUUGCAAUUUUUGCUAUGGAUUCCUUGCGUCAGUUAUCGAUGAAAUUUCUCGAGCGGGAAGAGUUGGCUAACUAUAAUUUCCAAAAUGAAUUUAUGAAGCCUUUUGUGAUUGUUAUGAGAAAGAGUAAUGCUGUUGAAAUUAGAGAACUUAUUAUCAGAUGUGUCUCUCAAAUGGUUUUAUCUCGUGUCAACAAUGUCAAAUCAGGAUGGAAGAGCAUGUUCAUGGUAUUUACAACAGCAGCGUAUGAUGACCACAAAAACAUUGUACUCUUGGCUUUUGAAAUUAUUGAGAAGAUUAUUCGAGAUUACUUUCCAUACAUCACUGAGACUGAAACCACCACCUUUACAGAUUGUGUCAAUUGUCUAAUUGCAUUUACCAAUAGUAGAUUUAACAAAGAGAUUAGCCUAAAUGCCAUCACUUUUCUUCGAUUCUGUGCAACAAAACUAGCUGAAGGAGACCUUGGUUCAAGGAAUAAAGACAAGGAAAUUUUUGGAAAGAAUUCCAUAGCUUCACCUCGAACAGGAAAAGAGGGGAAACAAGAUAAUGGAGAGGUGACAGACAAGGAUGAUCAUCUCUAUUUUUGGUUUCCUUUAUUGGCUGGUUUGUCUGAACUUAGCUUUGACCCGAGGUCUGAGAUCAGGCAGAGUGCUUUGCAAAUCCUAUUUGAAACCUUACGCAAUCAUGGCCAUCUCUUUUCACUGCCUUUAUGGGAAAGAGAAUUUGAAUCAGUCCUAUUCCCAAUUUUUGAUUAUGUUCGUCAUGCUAUUGAUCCUUCAGGGAGUAGUUCCCAGGUCAGUGAUGUGGAGACUGAUGGUGAGCUUGAUCAAGAUAUAUGGCUCUAUGAAACAUGCACAUUAGCCCUCCAAUUGGUGGUAGAUCUUUUUGUCAACUUCUAUAACACUGUUAACCCACUUCUAAAAAAGGUGUUGAUGCUCCUUGUAAGCUUUAUAAAGCGCCCUCAUCAAAGCCUGGCCGGCAUUGGUAUUGCUGCAUUUGUUCGUUUGAUGAGUAAUGCUGGGGAGCUGUUUUCUGAUGAGAAGUGGUUAGAAGUGGUUUUGUCACUAAAGGAUGCAGCAAAUGCAACGCUCCCUAACUUUUCGUUCCUCGAUGGUGGGGAUUUUGUGACUGGAAAUGAUCUAGGUGCUUUGAAUGCUGAAGAUGACAGGGAUCCUGCUGAGUCUAGCUCCCAUGAUAAUUUAGAUAGCCAGAGGAGUGACAGUCUUUAUGCUUAUUUAUCUGAUGCAAAAUGCCGUGCAGCUGUUCAGCUUUUAUUGAUUCAGGCGGUGAUGGAGAUCUAUAACAUAUACCGUUUGCAACUUUCAGCAAAAGCCAUGCUAGUCCUCUUUGAUGCGUUGCGUAAUGUGGCAUCACAUGCUCACAUGAUUAACAGUAAUACUAUUUUACGUUCAAAGUUACAAGAGUUUGGGUCUAUGACCCAGAUGCAAGACCCUCCACUGUUACGCCUUGAGAAUGAGUCCUACCAAAUAUGCAUCACAUUUUUACAGAACCUCAUUGUAGACAGACCACCUAGCUAUGAGGAGGCUGAGGUUGAGACUCAUCUUGUUCGGCUUUGUCAGGAAGUCUUAGGGUUUUAUAUUGAAGUAGCAGGAUCUGAGUCUGGACAAGUAUCUGAAUCUUCUCACGGCAGGCAGCAACAUUGGUUGAUUCCUCUAGGCUCCGGGAAGCGAAGAGAGUUAGCUGCUCGUGCACCACUUAUUGUGGCAACUCUUCAGACUAUUAGUAAUUUGGGAGAUAUUUCUUUUGAGAAGAAUCUGGUGCAUUUCUUCCCUCUUUUCUCAAGCUUGAUAAGUUGUGAACAUGGAUCAACUGAGGUCCAGGUAGCUCUCAGUGAUAUGCUUAGUUUAUCUGUUGGUCCUCUUUUGCUACGGUCAUGUUGAUCGCUUUGGUAUUUGCCCUGCAUCUGGGUAUUUUUGUCUAGAUCUUUUUGUUCAUAUUUUCUUCCUCUCCCUUGCCUUUGUUCACUUGACAGAAAUAGUUUGAUAGUGUACCAAAAUUAGUAGUGAUUUUAUGUUUAGAUAUACCUUUCAGGUUCUGCAUUUUAGAAGCCUAGCUUUUCUAAUCAGAAUUGAUAUGUAUAAUCAAGAGGUUUAAUGUUGUAUGCUUAAUUUUUUUCUCCAUUUUUAAAAAGAAUGAGUUUCCCAUUA
Cicer arietinum (chickpea) is the source of this 5634-nucleotide messenger RNA. Its product is annotated as brefeldin A-inhibited guanine nucleotide-exchange protein 2. Gene Ontology annotation, molecular function: guanyl-nucleotide exchange factor activity. Gene Ontology annotation, cellular component: cytosol; trans-Golgi network. Gene Ontology annotation, biological process: regulation of ARF protein signal transduction. The record is from RefSeq and is a predicted model, not a curated record. Lineage: Eukaryota; Viridiplantae; Streptophyta; Magnoliopsida; Fabales; Fabaceae.